AGGGGGCAGCGCCGGGGUUUACCAACCACAACGCAACGAGGUGGAGAAUUCCCUUCCCCAUCGCUCGGGCUCUGGCACUUCACUGCGUUGCAUCCAUGUUGCUGCAGCUCGUGUAUCCGCUCGCCAGGGCUCUGCUGGGGAGGAGGACGAGGACCUUCUGCGCCUCCAGGCACUCGGCUGCCAUGUCCACGUUGCUGAUCCAGCAGCCCGGCUAUGCCUGGCUCCGGGAGCUGGGGCUGAGGGAGGACAACCUGGGGGUCUUCAACGGGACCUGGGCUGGCAGAGGGGAGAUUGUCACCUCUUACUGCCCUUCAAACAAUGAACCGAUAGCACGAGUCAAACAGGCCAGUUUAGAAGAUUAUGAGGAGACUGUGCAGAAAGCUAAAGAAGCCUGGAAAAUAUGGGCUGAUAUUCCAGCACCCAAACGUGGAGAAAUUGUGAGACAAAUUGGAGAUGCUUUAAGAAAGAAGCUUAAAGUCCUGGGCAACUUGGUUUCUCUGGAGAUGGGCAAGAUUUCAAUUGAGGGUGUAGGAGAGGUGCAGGAGUACAUAGAUAUCUGUGACUACGCUGUGGGACUCUCUCGGAUGUUUGGGGGGCCUAUGCUGCCAUCUGAGCGCCCUGGCCAUGCUCUCAUAGAACAGUGGAAUCCACUUGGCCUUGUGGGAAUCAUCACUGCGUUCAACUUCCCUGUGGCGGUUUAUGGCUGGAAUAACGCUCUUGCACUCGUCUGUGGGAACUGUUGCCUUUGGAAAGGGGCUCCUACUACACCUCUGACCAGCGUUGCAGUCACACAAAUCAUUGCAAAAGUUUUAGAAGACAACAAACUACCAGGUGCUAUUUGUUCCCUAACCUGUGCCGGAGCUGAUGUUGGUGCUGCGAUGAGCAAAGACGAGAGGCUGGACCUGCUCUCCUUCACUGGCAGCACCAAUGUGGGAAAUCAAGUAGCUGUAGACAUUCAAAAGCGAUUUGGACGAAAGCUUCUGGAGCUUGGUGGGAACAAUGCAAUCAUUGUGUUUGAUGAUGCUGAUCUAAACAUGGUGGUUCCGUCCGUCCUGUUUGCUGCUGUGGGCACUGCGGGACAGAGAUGCACAACCACCAGACGCCUGCUAUUGCACGAGAGUGUUCACGAUGAAGUGGUCACGAGACUCACCAAGGCUUACAAACAGAUCCGCGUCGGAGAUCCUUUGGAAUCUAAUACUUUAUACGGUCCCCUCCACACCAAGCAGUCUGUGGACAUGUAUUUGGCUGCAGUUGGACAGGCCAAACAGCAAGGUGGUAACGUGGUUUGUGGUGGAAAGGUGAUCAAUCGUCCAGGAAACUAUGUGGAGCCAACCAUUGUAACCGGCCUUGCCCACAAUGCAGCCAUCGUUCACACUGAAACAUUCGCUCCCAUUCUGUAUGUGCUUAAAUUCAAGUCUGAGGAGGAAGCAUUCGCCUGGAACAAUGAGGUCAAGCAGGGGCUUUCCAGCAGCAUCUUCACCAAGGACGUGGGUCGCAUGUUCCGUUGGAUGGGACCCAAAGGUUCAGAUUGUGGAAUUGUUAACGUAAACAUCCCGACCAGUGGUGCUGAAAUCGGAGGAGCUUUUGGUGGAGAAAAACACACUGGUGGCGGAAGGGAGUCUGGCAGUGAUGCUUGGAAACACUACAUGAGAAGGUCUACUUGCACCAUCAACUACAGCAAGGAGCUCCCUCUGGCUCAAGGAAUCAAAUUUGAAUAAUUAGUGUUGGUGACUUGCCACAAACUAUUGGGACUUCUGUCUCCAAGAGCAACGAGAGAGAAUUUGUUACAGAAUGCUGGAGUGCAAGAGAAGCAGAACCCCGUUGUAAUGAAACAGAAUGUGCAAUAAAGUGGAAAACUUUUAAUUUC
Molecule: messenger RNA, 1867 nt
Organism: Callorhinchus milii (elephant shark)
Lineage: Eukaryota; Metazoa; Chordata; Chondrichthyes; Chimaeriformes; Callorhinchidae
Gene: aldh7a1
Product: aldehyde dehydrogenase 7 family, member A1
Exons: 18
Coding region: 96-1718 (540 amino acids)
Molecular function (GO): aldehyde dehydrogenase (NAD+) activity
Source: RefSeq, a predicted model, not a curated record